AUGGAUUCACAUGAUAAGUGGGUUUGGGUUGUGAAAUCGGGGUUGAGAGCAAGCAAUGGAAGUAGGUUUGGUGUGAUUAUUCGUGAAGGAGUUGAAGGAAGUGAGUGGAAUAAGUUUGUUAAAUCUUUUGUCAAGGUUGCUUUAGGUGGAAGAAUCAAUGAUGGAAAUAUUGCUGAUCUUGAGGGCAAGACAGAUAUGAAGAUUCGAGCGUUGGAAGUGGUGGAAGAACUCAGAACGAAGCGAGCAGAUAAACAGUCGAUGCUUCUUCUGGAUGCCUUCAACAAAGAUCGUGCUUCUUUACCUCAGCCCCUUCCAAACCCUCCACCCUUGGCUCCCUUGCCUGUAGUUGCUCCUGAUCCGCAGACACAGGAAAUGAUAAAUGAGAAGCUGAGGAAGGCAGAAGACCUCGUUGCUUCAAGUUAG
Messenger RNA from Ilex paraguariensis (yerba mate), 423 nucleotides. Lineage: Eukaryota; Viridiplantae; Streptophyta; Magnoliopsida; Aquifoliales; Aquifoliaceae. The record is from the annotation of a GenBank genome assembly.